CGCGUAGGCCCUAGUUAUACGAUUGAUACACUAAAAGCACUACGUCAAGAAAUUGGAUUAACCACCAGCAUCGUUUAUUUGAUUGGUGCUGAUCAGCUCGUGAAUUUAUCGACAUGGAAAGAUUAUCAACACUUAACACAGUAUGCUCAUCUUGUUGUCUGUUUGCGCCCUCCUUUCUCACUGGAUCACCUAAAUCCUAGUGUGAGCGGCUUGUUGGCCAAUCAUCAAAUCAGUCGACAUAUCCUCAACUCAGAUUCGCCAGCAGUUUGCCGAUGGGCAAGUCUCAUUGGAUGUCCCAGCUUCGAAAAUUUACAAAAAGUCAUUGUUAAUGCCCUCGAAAAUAUUAAAGCACAAGAUAUUGUUGUUUUUGAUACCACACAUUUAACCUCUUUAUUUGACCGCGUUAUUAUUGCUACGGCAAGCUCAAACCGUCAAACCCGUGCGCUUGCUGAUUCGGUUCAUAAAGAUGUCAAGGCAGCAGGUGGUGAAAUUAUCGCUACUGAAGGAUUAGAAACGGGAGAAUGGGUGCUAGUUGAUUGCGCCAUUGCCGUGGUACACAUUAUGCAAGCACCGAUUCGUCAAUACUACAAUCUGGAAGAAAUUUGGGGCGAAAAAACGGUUGAUGUCUAUGCUAAACCAGCCAAAAAAGCUACGAAAAAGACCGCGACUCAACAAGAUGAUGUCGCUAAAAAGACCACAAAGCCUCGUCAAGCAGCGAUCACCAAAACUCAAAGUGCUCAACCUACCAAG
Messenger RNA from Darwinula stevensoni, 750 nucleotides. Lineage: Eukaryota; Metazoa; Arthropoda; Ostracoda; Podocopida; Darwinulidae. The record is from the annotation of a GenBank genome assembly.